GGUAGCUGUCACCUUGCUGCCAAGUUACCAGUUGUACAUGACAAUGGCUUUAGCUGUGAGUGGCCUGAAAAGCACAGAUUUAAAAUGGCAAAGUUUCUUAAAGUAAUGGAAUGGAUCAUCAAAGACAAUCUAUUAGGGUCUGUCAAAAUCUUUCAACCAAUGGAACCACCUUAUGAAGUUGUGACACGUGUUCACAACUGUGACUAUGUAGAUGGUUUUAUCUCAGGAAACAUUCCUCCAAAAGAAAUGAGGAAAACUGGCUUUCACUGGUCAGAGGGCCUUGUGAGAAGAUGUUUACUUGAAGUAGGUAGGAAUUUGUGUUAAAAUUAAGUAUGUGCAUGGAUUAGGGUGCUGAAGUAACAAACAGAGUUUUGCAGGGGAAGACUUGCCCCUGAUCCAGAGACCUUCACCAUUAUGAUAGUGAAUGCUAUGUUUGACCAAAAUGAAACUCCUUAUAUCCUCAGCACAGUUAGUAUUACUCUUCCCCCCUCCCACAUUCCAGUAACAGAUCUAGGGGGAAGGUCGAGGGAUUUUUGACUUCUUGUCUGAAACCAACAGUCUUGCAGCAAAAGAAUCACAUGAUAGAAGUGUUUGAAAUUAACUUCUCUUGUGAGGAGAGACAGCCCGCAGAAUAGUUCAGUAUUCUAAUUUGAAUUAAUUUUGAAUUUGCCAUUGCCUUAUAUGUGUUUUGAUAAGUUUGUCAAAUACAUAUUAAUAUUAGUAAAAAAAAAUAAUUUGACCUUUUUACUAAAAAAAAAUAGGUGGCACCAUGCUUGCUGCCAGGCUAGCAAUGGAGUAUGGACUAGCAUGCAGUACUGCAGGUGGAACACACCAUGCUUUUCCCAGCCAUGGUUCAGGUUUCUGCAUGUUGAAUGAUCUUGCUGUCACUGCUAAGGACAUGAUUGAUAGUCAAGUUGUUGAUAAAAUCCUCAUUGUUGACCUGGAUGUUCACCAGGUAAUUUAGUAGAAGGUAUUGACCCUCUACCUCCCAUGAGUGACCAAGACAUAAUUUCUCCUUACAAUUCCUAUACAAUAUUAAGCAGACAAGAGAUGAGAGUGAAGAAAAUAUCAACAAGGGAAUUAGUAGUUGAUCCAAUGCCAAAUUCUCCAAACUAACAUUAUAAGAACUGUAUGGAAGACAGUAAGGAGAUUUAUCAAUAAGAUCUUGGGAAUGAAAUGGUUAACAUGUGAAUUCUCCUCACAGUUUCCAUAUUUUAUUUGCUGAGAAGCAGAUAAGAGUUAACAAAUAGAUCAACUGGAGGUUUGUUUUCUGGAUAGAACACCAAAAUUAUAGUAAUAAUUUACUCAGAACGUUAUGUCAGUCAGAAUGGAGAACUAUGUAUCAGCUCUUAGAAAUGAAAAAGAUAAAGACAGCUGUGUAGUAAUUUCACAGAGCCUGGCAUUCAGUAAAUCAAAGUGAGGCCUGUAUAUAUGUCAAUUUAGGCUUGAAAGUUAAUCCACUGAAUGAUGCUAUCCUCUACAGGGAGACGGCACAGCCUUUAUCUUCAAAGACAAUGAUUGCAUAUUUACAUUUUCUAUGCAUUGCGAGAAAAACUUUCCACUCAGGAAACAACAAAGUGAUUUAGAUGUUGGUUUAGACUGUGGCUUGAAUGAUGAGCAGUAUCUGAGGGUGGUAAUGGAUUAUUUACCAUGGCUCAUGGACACUUUUAAACCUGAUCUGGUACUGUAUGAUGCUGGAGUGGACCCACAUCAAGAUGAUGUGCUUGGUAAACUGUGUCUCACAGAUCAAGGUACUGGAGGGGGACAGGGGAGGUUGAGGGUGGAAACCACAGGGGUUAGAGGUGGGUGAAGAACAAGAGAUGUGCUCCGGAGAAAAGGGUUAGGAAGUGGUAACUUAAAAGGGUGUGAAAGGACCAAAAAAAAGCCAAGUUACGAACAUUCUUUAAUUAUUUAUCUGCACUGUGUCGCCAUGAAAAGUGGGUGACAUAGGUGUGGGAGAUGCAAGAGAGUGGUGCAGGGAAGUUCUUACCCCCCUCUCCGCCCUUACAUCCUUACCCAUGGUACAAAGGAUCUGGUAAUAAAGGGGCAAGGUCAUGAUUCGUUUAUCUUACAAACUUAGAAAUUUCUUAAAUUAUCAAAAUGAAAAUGGCCCGAUAAAAAAAGAUUCACUCACUAAUGAAUCAUCACUCUACAGGGUUGUUGGAUCGUGACGUAGCCGUAAUAGAAAUGGCUCUUAACAGAGGGAUCCCAUGUGCGACUGUCAUUGGUGGAGGGUAUGAUGACGACAUAGAAGUUCUUGGAAGGCGUCACUCAAUCAUUCAUAGAGCAGCAGUCAAGGUGAGAGUUGACACAUGA
Pocillopora meandrina is the source of this 2316-nucleotide messenger RNA. NCBI's taxonomy places the organism in Eukaryota, Metazoa, Cnidaria, Anthozoa, Scleractinia, Pocilloporidae. The record is from the annotation of a GenBank genome assembly.